Molecule: messenger RNA, 1029 nt
Organism: Brachypodium distachyon (stiff brome)
Lineage: Eukaryota; Viridiplantae; Streptophyta; Magnoliopsida; Poales; Poaceae
Product: 26S proteasome non-ATPase regulatory subunit 9
Exons: 5
Coding region: 61-702 (213 amino acids)
Biological process (GO): proteasome regulatory particle assembly
Cellular component (GO): nucleus; cytoplasm
Molecular function (GO): protein binding
Source: RefSeq, a predicted model, not a curated record
UUGGCCGCCGCACACAACAUCGCAACAGCUGAGACAGACAGAGAGAGGGAGAUCGAGACCAUGGUGGCGCCGAACGUGAAGGCGGAGACGAUGAGGCUGAUGGACCGGCGGACGGCGCUGGAGGCGGAGAUGAACGCCAUCAUCGCCUCCCUAUCUGCGCCGGGCGGGCCUGGCAUCACCGGCGGUCUCGUGGAUGCGGAGGGUUUUCCCAGGGCCGACAUCGACAUCCCGGCAGUCAUCGCCCAGCGCCGCAAGCUCGGUGAGUUGAGGAAUGACCACAAGGAUAUCACAAACAAAAUUGAAAAGAACUUGGAAGUUUUACACUCUACAAAAUUGUCAAGAAAUGAGCAAUCAACCCCGAGAAGUUCUGGUAUAUCAGCUCCAUUGCAUAGUGGGCUAUCUGAAAAUGAUCCUAUGGAGGAAGAUCUGGUGACCAGACUUCCAUUUGCCAUGAUUGAUGAAAUCACUGAGGGUUCUCCUGCUGCUGUGGAUGGUUUGAUGCUUGGAGAUGAGAUAGUGAAGUUCGGGAGCGUAGAAGCUGGUGACAGAUUGCAAGAAAGGCUUGUUUCCGAAGCCAUUUCCAAUGAGGGCAAUCAAGUAUCUCUUGUCAUCAAUCGUCAAGGAUCACCAAUGAACGUGACAGUUACUCCAAGAAAGUGGCAUGGAAGAGGACUUAUGGGAUGCCAUUUCCACAUAUUAUGAAGGGUCCGUCUGUAUCUGCCAAAGAAUAAGGUGCUUUCACGUUUUCUUGUGCAGAAGAAAGCUCUUGCAACAGCGACAUUUCACCAUAAAAAACUGAACUGACUGAAUGGGUCUACUUGUCACCUGUAGCUGCAUUUACAGUACGCAUUAGGUUGAAAGCUUUAUUUAGUACGUUUUCCCCUUGCACUUCCGUGAUGUAAACCCGAGAAGAAAUUCUGUCGCUUUUGAUAAUGAUGUAGAAAACCUGAAGUCAAGUUGAAGUAGGACCGUGUGGGCAUGGAAAAAAAAACUGUCAUUUUUUCUGUGCAGUUGGGGAAAGUUCUCAUC